This is a messenger RNA of Necator americanus (New World hookworm), 381 nucleotides long. RefSeq lists its product as uncharacterized. The record is from RefSeq and is a predicted model, not a curated record. NCBI's taxonomy places the organism in Eukaryota, Metazoa, Nematoda, Chromadorea, Rhabditida, Ancylostomatidae. The transcript has 3 exons. The coding region runs from base 1 to 381 and encodes 126 amino acids.
AUGAAUUUAUGUAUCCUAUGUCACGGACCUCCGUUAUUAGAGGAAUCACAACCGGUUAACUGGGACGAACUCUCUGAUGUGCUAGGACUCACCAUAAGAUCGUUGUAUCCCUCACGUUGGUCCGGUCAAAAGUCCGCAAUCAGUAGUAAGAAAGAGGCUUUUGACUCCGGAGGAAAGCCUGGUACGGUAGUACUAGGAAAGACAGGGUUGCAGGAGUCAUCUAGGCUGCCGAAACGGAAAAGAAUUAGGAUGACUAUCUGUACUUACAAUGCACAUGUGCUCGCAUCGGAAGCGGUCAUUGAAGAUGAUCUGAUGAUGCAAGCCGGAAAGAUUAAGUGCGACGUCAUCGGGCUCACCAUGCGAGACGACGCCACUCAGUGA